Lactuca virosa is the source of this 507-nucleotide messenger RNA. NCBI's taxonomy places the organism in Eukaryota, Viridiplantae, Streptophyta, Magnoliopsida, Asterales, Asteraceae. The record is from the annotation of a GenBank genome assembly.
AUGAGCAGCGAUCGUCAAGAUACUAGUGGCUUCCAGACACCCAACACUGUCGAUGAAUUCCACCGCCAACUACCUUCAUCCACCACCGGAGACAACCUCCCUGAUUCCACCACACUACAUCUUCCCCAUACUCCAGUUUCAAUGGCACCUGCGAUUGAAACUAACGAAUCAGAAUCACCCAUAUCCGCCUCUCUUGGCGGUGCAAUCUUUAGCACUCCGUCAACUUCUUUCGACGGUGCAGCUUGCGGCAACCACCACCACCGUGAAUACCCACAACCCAGUUCCCCGAACUCUACCAGCCACCAAUUCAUCCGCCAAUCAAGAUCCGCCAACAAUCACCACAACACCUCCCAAAGUCUCGGAGCCACCAACAAGAAACAGCCUACUUCGCCGGUCACAUUUCGAUCAAGAACUCCCUCACCAGAAAAACAAGCCGCCGCCGCCUGGAGUCUCUUCCUCACCCCCAGAAUCAAGAACUUCGCCACCAGGGUCUUCCACCACCCGUAA